Pipistrellus nathusii (Nathusius's pipistrelle) is the source of this 378-nucleotide messenger RNA. The record is from the annotation of a GenBank genome assembly. Lineage: Eukaryota; Metazoa; Chordata; Mammalia; Chiroptera; Vespertilionidae.
AUGCUGGAGUGGCCAUUUGCCCUGCAAACUCAGUUCUCUGAUGGGUCCAAGAAAAGCCAGUGCUUUUCAAUUUGUCCAGCUUUCUCUUGGAAGGACAGGAAUGACUACUUCCAAACUCUGUGUGUGCCAGAGCUAAAACCACAGAUUUGUUCUGGUGGAUUUUUUUUUCGGUGCGAGGCUAUUGAAGAGUUUUUGACAGAAGAGCUUUUGAUCUUAAAGUCCACAGGGAACACUUCCCACGUUAGAAACAUGAGUGUCCAUAGACAAAGCAGGCCAGGACAGUUUGGGUUUUGGAGUCAUAUGGACCUGGAUUGGAAUCCAAGUGGUAUAACCCUGAGCCUGCUUAAUCUCACCACACUCAUUUUUUUUCUUCUAUAA